UACACAGUCCUGCAGUAGUAAAGACGCUCCGCCGCUCCGCACCAGUCCCCGCACCAAAAGUUGACAGAUGAGGAGCAACUGAACGGAAAUCAACCUAAAAACCCAUUCCCUCCGUCGUUUUCUUUUCCCCUUUCACGUUUCAUGACCUCGUCCAGAAGCGGAGAGACUGUGUUUAAAUUCGCCUUCCUUUUUUUUCUGUUUUGUGAAGCAGCUGAGAAAUGCCAGUGGAAAUGCUACAUCUAAACUCCAUGCCUCCGUAGUAGGUUUGUCAUAGAUCCAAACCUAUACGUUUGCGUCUAAAAGCCGAGGGUGUCUGACCAGUGUCGAACCCAGCGAUGUGGAUCUGCAUGGUUUACAAUGAGACAGAUACCAGCGUGGACUUCCGGCUCUGCCAGGACUUUGGCCUCAUCCUGUCCAUCUUCUCCGUCAUCUACCUCGUGGUGUGUUUCCCUCUGGGGCUGUGCUACAACGUGCUGCUGGUCCUCGUCAACCUGUCCAACAAGGUGUCCAUGACCAUGCCAGAUGUCUACUUCGUCAACAUGGCCAUCGCGGGUCUGGUGCUCAACGUGGUGGCGCCCGUGGAGCUCCUGAGCUCCACCUUCACCCGCUGGCACGCGUGGGAGUACAACAACGAGGUCUACAUCACACUCCUCAUCCUCUUCAACAUCUCGUCCCUGGUCAUCAUGUACUCCACCACGCUGCUCAGUCUGGACUACUACAUCGAGCGAGCGCUUCCCCGUACGUACAUGUCCAGCGUGUAUAACACCAAGCACGUGUGUGCCUUCAUCUGGGGCGGUGCCGUGCUGACCAGCUUCUCGUCGCUGCUGUUUUACGUGUGCAACCACAUCUCCACCAAGAUGGUGGAGUGCUCCAGAAUGCAGAACAAGGAGGCCGCGGACGCCAUCAUGAUGUUCAUCGGCUACGUGGUUCCGGCGGUGGCCGUUCUCUACGCUUUCGUGCUGAUCCUGCGCAUCAGGAAGGAGUCGACGCCUCUGGAUCAGGACUCGGCCCGCCUGGACCCGUCUAUACACCGGCUGCUGCUCGCCUCGGUCUGCGUGCAGUUUGUGCUCUGGACCCCGUACUACACCACCCUGUUGGUACACACUGUAGCGGGCGCGCCCGGGUACAUCACUAACGCACAUUACUUUCCCACCUACUAUUUUGUGCGGUGCGUGUCCAAACUGCUGGCUUUCUCCAGCAGCUUUGCGAUGCCUCUCAUGUACAGGCAGAUGAACAAGAACUUCUCCAGCAAGCUGCAGCGGCUGCUCAGGCGGCUGCACUGCAGAGACCAGUCCUGCCCUCACGAACGCUCCGUAGUGCAGCAAGUGGUGACGUGAGACCCCCCCCCCCUCCCAUCUGGGAGAUCACAGACACCCCCCCUUUACCCGCCUCCCAACCUCCCGGCAUAGCCAGCACUUACUCCCCCCACCCCACCCCCUCUUCCUCCUGCACAGAGCCAGUAUCUGACUAGGCUUCCUCAAUGCUCUGGACUGUGUUAAGAGCAACAUAGCUAACUGUGGAAUUUCCUGUCACUUUCCAGAACUUUAUCUGAUUUAUCCAGUUUUGCAGUGAUGGGAUAAACUAAGCAAAACCACUAAGUGCUGCUCUUAUUUUUGAUUUUGUUUUUGUCAAUGAUUACUCAUUGCUCUACACCAAGAUACUGCUUCUUAAGGGUGGUAAAGUUAGUAAAAAUCAUCCAGUAACUAACACCAGUUUCACUCAACUGUGUAGCUUCUUAGGAAACAGUCUCCAAACGCUAUAAUGUCAUACUGGGUGUGGGUUCAUGUUGGGAAUCAGUAUGCAAUUUUGACUAAUGCACAACUGCCUAGAUAACACUGUAAAGUCUCAAUAUGCUGUGAUUUGAUUUGAUUUUAGAUCUUUAUAGAGUCACAGCAUGAUGCUCUCCACAAACACAACCAAUAAGCUGUCAACGUAAUUAUCACGUGUGUUUCUAAGCGGAGCCCUCAGCACCCCAGCAGUGAUGGAUGGCGAGUGAUUUAUCAACAACCCACCACAGCUUGUGUGACAAACCUCCGAACCAGCAUGUGGUUCUACCAGUGAAUAACAUUUUUUUUUACUGACUCAAAACCUCAAUCACUUCAAUGAGCAAAAGGCUCUCCUCAUCAUGUUCAGCUGAGCUCAGUUUCCUUUCAACUUAAAUGUGCUUUGAUUUCUCCAUCGUCGGAUAAAGCCAGCUUUAUCUUUACAAUGGUGUAGAAUAUUGAAGCGCUCUUUCAUGAAAUGUUUUUCUUGUUCCAUCAGAACCAGAACUACCCUGUAGCUAUAAGGGAAUGUAGUUAUGAAAAUAUGUUCAGAAUGUGGUUCUGAUCCUCUCUCAGGCAUAGAGCGAUUAUUCCCACAUGUGUUGAGCUCCUCAUCAGAUCUGCUACAGUAAAUUUAUGGGCACCCUCACCACUUUGAAACCAAAAGAAAUGCUCAUACAAGGAUUCAGGGUUCAGACAUAACCGGUAUACCUCUUGAGACCUCUGUUGAAAUAAUUUUUACAGGUUAAUCAUAAGCCAUACAAAAUCAACUCGAUAACUUGAGCUGCCACCUCCGGCACUCACUCCAUGUGUGAGUUUAGGAUGCAAUUAUCUUGUGCAGGAAUCGUGCAUGCUGAGCGUCACAUGGGCGCUUCGGCCCCGUAGGGGGCCUUGAGGUGGCGGCACGUGCAUUUCCUACAUUUCACAUGAGUGCUCGGGAGGUUUUGUUUAGUGGAAAUAUUCAGACUUUCAUGGUCACAGUGGAAGCGAUAUCAAAAAGCCUCCUGUACAUAUGAAACUCUCACACACCUGACACCUGCUAGAGUGUGUUUGAACCAUAAACGCUGCUUUGUUUUCCAGUCUGCUACAAAGUAAAAAUGAGCAGAAGAUUCAUGUAGUGAUGGACCCAGCUUGUGAAAUGACAAAUAAAAAUAUAGCAUAGCACAAUGUCUGUUGCAUCACUACAUUUGUUGUUUUUUUGUUUGUUUGUUUCUGAACAAGAGGGCGAGUUUGUUUUAGUCACCUUGUGAACAGAUAUACAGAACCUGCCAACUAGGACAUUCACUUUUAUAGAAAAAUCAAAAGGUAUUAACAACAUUAACUUCUAGUAACAGACAGCAAAUAGUCAUCACUUUAGACUGUAAUUAACAGUUUAUUAUUAAUGAUGCAAAUAUCUUUGGAAAGUUUGGCUGAAUAUGUUUCACUGUAAAAUGUAGAUGUGCUAACUGAUUUUUGAUUUUUUUUAAAUCAUUAAGCUUACGACAUGGUCUCAUGUGCACAUUCUGUGAUUUUCAGCAUUUUGUGUACCAGGAAUUUCAUGUUUCUAAAACUGAACUAUAAAUCGGUCUCUGACUUUCUU
Molecule: messenger RNA, 3342 nt
Organism: Cololabis saira (Pacific saury)
Lineage: Eukaryota; Metazoa; Chordata; Actinopteri; Beloniformes; Belonidae
Gene: gpr146
Product: G protein-coupled receptor 146
Exons: 2
Coding region: 336-1337 (333 amino acids)
Biological process (GO): G protein-coupled receptor signaling pathway
Cellular component (GO): membrane
Molecular function (GO): G protein-coupled receptor activity
Source: RefSeq, a predicted model, not a curated record